Messenger RNA from Monomorium pharaonis (pharaoh ant), 2410 nucleotides. Its product is annotated as putative gustatory receptor 28b. Gene Ontology annotation, cellular component: axon; neuronal cell body; dendrite. Gene Ontology annotation, biological process: sensory perception of taste. The transcript has 2 exons. The coding region runs from base 1258 to 2376 and encodes 372 amino acids. The record is from RefSeq and is a predicted model, not a curated record. NCBI's taxonomy places the organism in Eukaryota, Metazoa, Arthropoda, Insecta, Hymenoptera, Formicidae.
UAUAGCAUUACAAAUUAUAAAUAAUAAACAAAAAUUUUUAUUAUUUUUUUUAGAAUCAUUUUUGUGUGCUCUUUUAUAUGUCACUUGUUCUUACAAGUUAUAUAGAAUAUUGAUGAUAUUCACAUUCACAUUUUAUUUAUCAAUAAUUAUAAGAUUAAAUUCUCCUUAAGAUAAUGUCCUUAUUUUAAUUAUUGAUAUUAUUCUCACAUUUCGAUCUUCUAUUUUUUUAUUAAAGGUGAAAUACUAUUUGUCUAUUUUGAGAUAUUUCCUUGUCCUUGAGAUAAAGAGCACUAAUUAAUUUUAUUUGUUAGAAAUGUCAUUUUAUUUUUAUCUAGAUAAUUAGUUAGAUUAAUUAAAUUAACUCUAAACAAGAUAAUAUCAUUGCUUUCACAUUAUGAAAUAAUCUAUUAGCAUUACUUCCGUUAAUUUUUCAUUUUCCACUGCAAUAUCAAAAUUUCUCAAAAUGAACCUACAUAGCACGGUUUAAUAAUACAUUCAUAAAUAAUAAUAUUAUACAAAAAAUAAUAGUUUAGUUUAUAUUAUACUAUAUUUUAAUACAUUUUAAUACAAAAAUAAUUUGCAAUUAUACGCACGCAAUUAGCUUUAUAUUACGUUUAAAGAUAAUACCAAUAAUAAUAUUUUUUUGAUUAAGUUAAAAAUGCAUUGGUAUUGAUAUUUUUUUCUUAAAAAUUACGAUAAUACAUAGAAUAUUUUUAAAUGUCGUAUAUAUGCAAUAAAACUGUCUUUAAUGUAAAACCAGAUAAUCAUUAAAAAUUGUUAAUAUUAAAAAAUUAUUAAUAUUAAUAAAUAGAUAUUGCGCAAUACUUCUUUUCAAAUGCUCACAAAAUUUAAUGUAUAAUCAAUACGUUGUAAUAAAAUAUAAUUUCUUUAUUGCACUUUAUUUCGCGAGUGAUAAAUACAGAUCGAGAAACGCCAUGGUUACUACAUGGCUAACAUAUGAUGCCUAACAUAUUCGUAGUUAUAUUCAAUGCACGAACUACUCGCAGUGCGUUUUCAAGUUAAACCAGUCAGAUGUCGAAGAAAAAAGAAGUUACGUGCAAUUAUCACUGAGUACAAGAGUUACGUUUACAAACAAAGCUUUUGUAAUCACGCUCACAAAAUUUAAUAACAUAGUGUUGAUAAAGUGAUAAAUAAUUUUCGAAGACGACGCAUAUUUAAAUUAUUCUUCUUUCGCAAGAAUUCGCUGCAUAAUACUUAGUUUUAUCAUUAAAAUUCCAGAAACGCACCAAUAGCAAUAUGCGAAAAAGAUGUCGGCUCUUCUGCGCUACGGAUUUUCAAUCUUUGAUGUACCCUUGCUUCAACUUCUGCCGCAUUCUAGGAAUAUUCCCGUACAGAAUCAACGAUUCGACUUUUGAGGCUUCAAAAUCAUGUUAUAUUUUAUCGACCAUUAUUAUCUGCGUCUUCUGCAUUUACGGAAUAAUUAUUAUUUAUCAGUUCGAUACUUCUAUAACAAUAACCAUCAUAAGAAUACCUAGAUCUCUUCAGUAUCAUAGUUAUUGCGCGCUCGGUAGUUUCGUAGCGAUUGUCACGUAUGUCUUAAGGGGUCCACGACUGCUCUUACUGCAAACCGUAUUGGAAGUUUCUUCAAAACUACCACAGGAGUCGUAUAAAAAAUUGUCCAAGUUAAUUCACGUCAAAGAUAUUUUCAGUUUUUUCUUCUUUGUCAUCAUAACAUUGAUAUGCUUCAUCAAGUUGCCUCUCAAUUUGAUCUUCUCAACAAUAUAUACAUUAUAUAUCGGCAUACUGUUGCUGCAAUUGGACAUGUUGUACAUGAAUUGCGUUUGUGUAUUGAAAGUCUGUUUCAAUCAAAUUAACGACAAUUUGAUGAAGGUGCAGGAAUUCGUAAUAAAUGACAAGCCCCAGCUACUCAGGCAAACAUACCACGUGCAAAAGAACCCAUUCUUGCUGAUAAAACUUAAAACCUUGAAGAAGCAACAUCUGAUGGUUACUGAUACAGUGCAGAUGCUGAAUACGAUUUUCAGUUUGCAGCUCAUCGUUACCAUAGUCUUAAGUUUCGCCGAAAUUACUUUCAAUCUGUACUUCUACAUAGUCUUAAUCAUGUCUAAAGAGAAACAAGAGUUGUGGAAUUUGUUGUUUAUCAUGUGCAUCGUAUAUUAUAGCACAAAAAUAGUGUUGAUCGUGUGGGCUUGCGACAGCGGUAAAGAUCAAGCUGCUAAGAUUGGCAUCACAGUUCACAAUUUGCUUAAUAGCAUCAGUGAUAAGCAAAUCAAGGACGAGUUGGAACUAUUUUCUGUCCAAAUACUGCAUCGAGAAAAUGUAUUUUCCGCAAAAGGUCUCACUAUAGAUGCGUGGCUUCUUACUGCGGUAAGUGGCCAAUUAUUUGCUUCAAAAUAAUUAAAUGCAUAUUAUUCAGUUUUAUAAUUUUUUC